Racocetra persica is the source of this 308-nucleotide messenger RNA. The record is from the annotation of a GenBank genome assembly. Lineage: Eukaryota; Fungi; Glomeromycota; Glomeromycetes; Diversisporales; Gigasporaceae.
AUGCUUUAUAAAAUAGUUAAUAUUCUUUAUAAACAUGUUUAUAAUUUCUUAAAUCAACGAAAAGAAUAUGCAAUAGCUAAUGAACUUUUGAAAAAAACGAUUCAAUUGGGAACUUUGUUAGCUAAAUCUUACAAUAUACCAGCCAGCUCUGAUGAAUCUGAUAGCUUUGAUAGUUCUGACUUAAAUUAUGAUAACAAUGAAUUAGAUUCUCAAGAUAUUGAGAAUAUAAAUCUAUCUUUAAUUCAAAAUCCUAUUGUUAAUGCAAGAAAAGGUGCUCAAUGCAAACAAAGUUUAAAGGAUUAUAUGAG